This is a messenger RNA of Anarrhichthys ocellatus (wolf-eel), 4761 nucleotides long. RefSeq names its product tetratricopeptide repeat domain 8 (gene ttc8). The transcript has 14 exons. NCBI's taxonomy places the organism in Eukaryota, Metazoa, Chordata, Actinopteri, Perciformes, Anarhichadidae. Gene Ontology annotation, biological process: non-motile cilium assembly. Bases 84 to 1601 code for a protein of 505 amino acids. Gene Ontology annotation, molecular function: protein binding. Gene Ontology annotation, cellular component: non-motile cilium; BBSome; ciliary basal body. The record is from RefSeq and is a predicted model, not a curated record.
UCUCGCCCUCAUCACAGCUUAGCUAAACAGCUUGUGUGUAAGCUAACUGUGACACCUAACGUCGUACUUUCCCCCACCGAGCAAUGGAGGUGACGAUGGACCCUUUGUUUCUGGCGCUGAGCUACUUCAGGAGGCGAAGGCUCCAACAAUGUUCAGAUAUUUGCACUAAAAUAUUACAGGACAGCCCGUACGAUCAGGCUGCAUGGAGCUUGAAAACUCGCGCUCUUACAGAGAUGGUAUACAUCGAUGAGAUUGAGGUCGACCAGGAAGGGAUAGCUGAGAUGAUGCUGGAUGAAAGCUCUAUUGCUCAAGUUGCACGACCAGGAACAUCACUGAGGCUCCCUGGAACAAGUCAGGGCGGAGGUCCCACACCGGCCGUCAGGCCUUUAACACAAUCAGGGCGUCCUAUCACAGGGUUUGUGAGGCCCAGCACACAGUCAGGACGUCCUGGGACAAUGGAGCAGGCCAUCAAGACCCCACGCACUGCAAGCACUGCUCGUCCCGUCACUAGUGCUUCUGGCAGAUUCAUUCGUCUGGGAACAGCGUCGAUGUUAACCAAUCCAGAAGGACCAUAUAUAAACUUGUCGAGACUAAAUCUUGCCAAGUAUUCCCAAAAACCACAUUUAUCCAGGACAUUGUUUGAGUACAUCUUCCAUCAUGAAAACGAUGUUAAAAAUGCUUUAGAUUUGGCUGCCCAAGCUACUGAACACGCUCAGUUCAAAGACUGGUGGUGGAAAGUUCAGCUCGGGAAAUGCUACUACAGGCUGGGUUUGUAUCGAGAGUCAGAAAAACAGUUUCGAUCAGCUCUCAACCAUAAAGAGGUGGUGGAUACAUAUCUCUACCUUGCAAAGGUGUAUCAGCGCCUGGAUCAACCAAUAACAGCACUUAACCUUUUCAAGCAAGGUCUGGACCACUUUCCUGGUGAGGUUACUCUUCUAACAGGAAUCGCUCGCAUACACGAGGAGAUGAACAACAUCUCAUCAGCCACAGAGUAUUACAAAGAUGUGCUGAAGCAGGACAACACCCACGUGGAGGCUAUAGCCUGUAUAGGCAGCAAUCACUUCUACACGGAUCAGCCUGAGAUCGCCCUGCGCUUCUACCGACGGCUACUUCAGAUGGGGGUGUAUAACUGCCAGCUGUACAACAACCUGGGCUUGUGCUGCUUCUACGCGCAGCAGUACGACAUGACUCUGUCCUCGUUUGAGAGGGCUCAGGCCCUGGUGGCCAAUGACCAAGAGCAGGCGGAUGUGUGGUACAACAUAGGACAUGUGGCUGUGGGCAUAGGAGAGUUGACACUGGCCUACCAGUGUUUUAAACUGGCGUUGGCUUUUAAUAACGACCACGCGGAGGCCUACAACAACCUGGCUGUGCUGGAGCUGCGCAAAGGUCGUAUCGAACAGUCUAAAGCCUUCCUGCAGACGGCCGCAUCACUGGCCCCUCACAUGUACGAGCCACACUUCAAUCUCUCCAUUCUCUCUGAAAAGAUCGGAGACCUUCAAAGCAGCUACACUGCCGCCCAAAAGUCGGAGGACUCCUUCCCGGAGCACGUCGACACUCAGCAGCUUCUGAAGCAACUUCGGCAGCACUUUGCGGUGCUGUGAGCGUCCGACCAGCAUGCUUGGAAAGCAAGGUGUGGUUUGAAUAAGGCGGUAGUUAAAGAUAAGACAUGUUGCACUGCAGUGGUGGCCAUGAGACUCCGGAACAACAAGUUAUGACAAAUGAGAUCGGCGGGUAAGUUAGAAAUGGAAAUCAACAAAUGGUCAUUAGUUUUGAUUUGUGUUUAUUUAUCGAAUGAUACGUACACACAAUAGCUGACAGCUGUUUUGGGAAUAAGCUCCGGUGGUUAAGUUAACUCAAACUUCUUUAUCAUUCCCCAUAAUGAUAAAUGUUUGUGACAUCUGCAAUCUUAACUUAACAACUCAAUGCUAACUGACACUUUACGUGUUGCUUUGUCACGCAACAUAUGACUUUUAAGAAUGUACGUGAAGCUGGGUGUUUUCCUGAUAAACUGGUACGCUAGUGUAUAGAUCUGUAUAGUUGCAAUUAAAAUGUACAUAGUAACAUUAUUUAUUACAGGAUCAUUUUGUAGUUAAUUUCAUAAAUCAAAUGUAUUUUUGGUAUUUUCACCUUCCCUGCCAUUUUGAAGUCUCAACAAAUAUUGACAUGACAAUAAAAGAGAUGUAAAAGUCCUUAAAACCAAAAGUUAAUUCUUCAUUCAAACAAUUAAUCACAAAACUGCUUAUAUGACAACACCACACAGGUCACCAGCUGCUGCUUUGACAUGAAUGAGUGGUCAGAUGUCAAGCAGUGAGCUCACAGUUUGGACAUGUGGCCAUCAGCAGGCCUCACACAUCUGGCAGAAAGGCAUCCCUCACUGAGUCACUGCUGCUCUUGGUGAGGUGUUUUGGGUGAGGUCCGUGUGACUCAGGAAGUCCAGAGAGACGUAAUAGAAGCAGGAAAAUCACUUAAUUUCACACUUAAGAUAGCGUUCAUGUUAAUAGAUGAUAGUUAGGUUUGUCUACUGACUGAAUCAGAUGAGAUGCAGGUAUAAUUUAGCACAUUUAACUUGUGCACAAAGUGUGUAGAAAAGGGCAGAGAUAGCGUUUCAAGUGUAUUCAUUUCCUGCUCUUUGUAACAAACCAGAUAAGCUCUUGUUGACACCCCAAGAGCGAGCUAAGGAUUGUGGGAAGUUAUGUGAGAUCUGUGAUUACAUUUGACAGUUAUCUGAACAGAAAGGCUUCAGUGAUGUUUUUCUUUAGAUACCCCAUCAGUGUUUGUAGCAGCCUUCUGCAUAGCUGCUUCUUCCCCAUCAGCUGGUUCCACAGAGAAACCACCACAUCAACCAAUGUUUAGAAACAUUUUAGAAAUCUAGCCAGAGAGUGUUCGACCAAUCAAUAAAACAUAUUUUGCUAGAUGCUGAAGGAGAAUUUUUUUAAAGACCGAUAGCGCCACCGUUUGGCUUAAUUAAUCCAGGCAGUUAAAAAAGUAGAUCACUUGAUUUCCAAAGUGAUUAUUCCAUAAGAAAUACAUUACAAAGUCCAUUCUGUAGAAGAACUGAUCAUUUAUUUUACAGAGAACAAAACAUGUUAAUAUUUACAAAUGUGGACAAUGGCAACAGUCCUGUGCCGACUGGUCUUUGUCCCAGGAGGCGAUGACAUUGGCCUCCAGUAAACAUCACUUUUCCCACUUCUCUGUUAUCUGAGACAUGUGAAGCGUGCUCGACCCAGCCUGGCAUGCAGCGUGAACACUGAAGUGAGUCCUGAGGAAGAAACCUUUGGUGAUGACAUUGGCUCCUUGGACAUCCAGUAAACGACAUCACUGCCGAUUUCAUCAACAUUGACCCAGAAGUAGAGGCUUUAUUGGUAUAGCGAACCGCUAACACGUGCUAACUAACAUGCACAACACUUAUAUAUAUAUAUUUCAGUCACAUAUAAUUAACAUAUUUAGCAUGAAACGACUUAUUAGAACAUAGAGAGCUGAUUUGCUUCAUUAUGAAUAAAUAAUACGAUGUGUAGGAGCCAGAAAAAACUAGAGACUAUAGUACUGCGAGGCUAUUACCAGUUUAGCUAGGUUAGCACUCGACAGUCAGUCUUAAAACAAUACUCACGUAGCUACUAAACAACUACAUUAACCCAAAAUAAUCUUCAAAAAUGUUCAGUACACAUUGGUCCCCAAUUUAUACAUCGCAUUUGGCGCACUUUACAUGUAACUAACCUGGGAAAAACAGGAAAAAGUAUGAGGCAAGCAAACACGUGGCUUCUCUUAUUUAACGUCUCCUCGAGCUAUGAGAAGACGCUGCUGCACGCGCACAUACAAGUCAAAGGUCACAAGGUGAAACCACAGCGCUGCACUGCCACCUACUGGCCAUAUGUAGACAUACACUUCUGGGGAAGUUUUAUUAUGAUUACGAAAAUCAUCAAAAUUCGUCGUAUCAAAUAUUAAUCAAAUAAACAAAAAUGUGACCAUACAUUUAAUGUGCGUCACAGAGGCACUUGACUCCAUGUCUCUUUGGUCACACUUCACACACAAAUGUGAAAAAACAACAACUAUUAAAUCAACUCUUACUCUUCUUUGUGCAUCACAUUGCAUUGAACGCUGUUGGACUCUACAGGAAGUAGACUCCUCCAAAAUAAGACAGCAAAUUACAUCUUCAUGUCUCAGCUACACGUGUAAAUAAAACUGACACACAAUAUUGUUAACACAAUAAUCUAUAAAUUAUCUGACUAAUGUGCAGUUUGCUUGCUGAAAUAAUCCUGACAAACCAAUGCACUUACAACUUCCCUAGAGCCUGCAUGUUCAAAUAGUUUUGUAUUUUUUGUACUAUAAGAUAAAGGAGCCAUACAGCACAUAACUGAAGGUGGGAAAUGUCUUCAGACUAAUGUUAAUGUCUUCACCGGCCAUGGGUAACCUCAAAAUGUAUGUUGGAUGCUGUAUGAAAUAUAUAACUUCAUCAAUGUUUUUGCUUUUAUUUCAUUGAUAUAAAUGAAAUCCAGAUUUUAAAUAGCUACAUAUAACUAUGUUCAUUUUUAUGAAGUGCUUACAGAGAAAGAAAACAAUCAUGAAAUUAAACUUUUCAAUGUGUUUUCUCUAUGACAGCUACCUUGUUAGAUUUCUGUCCCUGUUGAUGUGUAUGGGGAUUUCUUACUAUGCAGUUACAGUAAACUUGGGCUGUGAGUAUUUCCUCAAUUUAAUAAUAAAACUAAAAUAAAGAUAAUAAUAAAAUAGACAUAUGGACGGAGCUAAUACUCUUUGCGAUGCUUU